GGGAUGAGCUGCUCUGGGCCUCGAUGCCAUGAUGGGUGAGAAUGUGACAUACGCCGACCUGCUGUUCUCCAAGCCCGCCCUGGGACAUGGUGCGACCCCCCAGGUGCAGGGGGCAGCCAUGCACGAGGUUGACAGCGCCUACGAGAACCUGCAUCUGGGCGCAGUGGGCGAGGGGCCGGCCGGGCAUGGGGCCCAGCAGCGCAGAGAGCCCCGGUGGAGCGCGUGGCCCCUGCCCCUGGCUCUGCUGGCAGCCUGUCUGGCCCUGCUGGCCACCACCAUCGCCCUGGGGGUCUGCUACUGGCAGGAGAGGCAGCGCCUGCAGCAGGCAUCCCAUGCCCAUGCGGCCGAGCGCGAUGGCCUGUGGCAGCAGGCGGAUGCCCAGGAGCAGCAGCUGGGGCAGGCCCAGGAGAGGCUGGCACAGACCCAAGCAGAGCUGGCAUGGGAGAGGGAGAAGGGAAACCGCAGCCAGAUGGAGCUGGGGGAGACCACGGCGGACCUGGAGCAGGCGCAGAAGCUGGCCUGGGACCUACAGCAGCAGCUGAACAAGACUGCAAGAGCCCUGGCCACUGCAAGGUCCUGCCAAGUCACAGGCUGCUGCCCGGAGACCUGGGUGCUGCACUGUGGGAAGUGCCUGUUCCUCUCCAAGGAGAAGAAGUCCUGGAAGGACAGCAAAGCGUGGUGUGAACAGGAAUCCUCCAAACUCCUCAUCCUACGUGGCCGGGAGUGGGACCAGACGAAGAUGCCGAGCUUCCUCACCACCACUAACGCUGUGUACUGGAUUGGGCUCCAGUAUAAGGGCACCUGGGGCCAGUGGUCUUGGAUCGACGGGACUCCGCACCCAAAAGAGCAGAACAUUCCAGGUUUUGGUUCUUAUGGAGUAAUUGAAGAGGGAAGCAUAAAGAGAGCAGGCAUGUGGAAUAUGGAAUACCGCUGGAUCUGUGAGAAGCCGGCCAGCUGCCCCUGGUGAGCUGCAGAGACCGUCCCCGGGUCAUGAAGACAGGAGGAUCCCUCCUGCUGCUCCAGCACGGCCGCACCUGGUGCGCUUCCCUCCGCGCUCCCAGCACGCAGCAUGGCCUGCUCUCCUGGCCCUGCCCUUGCCCAGCCACCUCCCGCCUCCGGCACCUGCAUCCUACCCGUCCUGCAGCUCAGACCCACGCGGGCUUCUUCGUGCAGGUGCAGCACACUGCAAACUCCUCUUGGGUCUGGGACCUCCCUGGACACCCAGGUCCUUCUCCAUAGCGCUGCCCCCAGCCGUGUCUCACCCACUCUAUGCCUGUGUCCGUGACUCUUCUUCCCGAGGGCAGCACCAUGCACUUGUCCGCACUGACCUGCAUCCCAUCAGCU
This is a messenger RNA of Alligator sinensis (Chinese alligator), 1344 nucleotides long. Its product is annotated as C-type lectin domain family 1 member A-like. The record is from RefSeq and is a predicted model, not a curated record. Lineage: Eukaryota; Metazoa; Chordata; Crocodylia; Alligatoridae. The transcript has 8 exons. Gene Ontology annotation, cellular component: plasma membrane. Bases 29 to 967 code for a protein of 312 amino acids. Gene Ontology annotation, molecular function: transmembrane signaling receptor activity.